Rotaria sordida is the source of this 774-nucleotide messenger RNA. Lineage: Eukaryota; Metazoa; Rotifera; Eurotatoria; Philodinida; Philodinidae. The record is from the annotation of a GenBank genome assembly.
AUGAGUUCAAUUAAUAAUAAUGAUUUAAAUGAUGAUCUUAUGAUAUUUACUAUGGAUCCAUUAAAUGUACAUGAUGAUGAUGAUGAUGAUGAUGAUGAAGAUGAAUUUCGAAUUCAUCAAAAAUCUGAUUUAUCAACAAGUGAUUAUCAUUCAUAUGUAACUACAACUGAUAAUAAUAUAUCUCAAAUGAUUGAUAUAUCAUCAUUUGAAUUAAUAAAUCAAAAUAAAAAAAUGUGUGAUAUAACUGAAUUACUUGGUUCAUCAUCAUUUGAUGAUGAUGAUAAUAAACAAGAUAUUUUUAAUUGGUUUGAUAAAUUUCAACCAAUAUCAACAAGUUCACCAAGUUUAAAUAUUAUUGAAUAUUUACCUACUCAAAUAUUAAAACAUGAUCAAGAUAUUGAAUGGCAAAUUGAACAAAAUCAUUUAAAAUAUGAUUCAAAACAAAUUUCACCAAGUGAUUAUUUAACUCGUCAAUCUCUUUAUAAUCGUCCAGUAGCUUUUGAAAAAGAUUCACGUUUAUGGGCACGUAAUUUAUUAAGUAAUUUAAAAAAACCAUCAAAUAAAUCUUCAAUUAAUUAUUCUUAUAUAAAAAAUUCAUCAUCAUCAACAUCAUUUGAUCAUCAUAUACAAUAUAUUGAACAUUUAAAUGAAUGUAAUGAUUAUCCAACAUAUUUAGAAUAUUUAAAUGAAAAUCGUUCACAAUUAUUUUAUACAUUAACAGAUUCACUUGAUAUUAUUGAUGGUCUUCUUGGAACUGUUAUUUCAUCAUUUUGA